AUGAGGAAGAAAACCAUUCCACAAAGGCCUCCUCGUGAAAAAAUCCUCAAACUUCCAUCAAAACUGAAGCCCUCUACUCGGUCAAGAGAUCAAACAUUCACUCACUCACCUUCUCCUCCUACCUCUCCUCCUCGUACUGAUCCCAUGGCACGGACCAAGACCACACCAAGGUAUCCUGCCUCAGCCAAGCCGACGUCACCACCAAAGGCAACGCCUUCCAAACCAAGCUCCUCAAAACCUGGCUCAUCCAAGGGCAAGCGCCCUACUGCUAAAGAACCUAUUCUUGAGUCAACACAACCUAAGCCAAAGUCUAUUCCUGUGCGUUCUCAGUGA
Messenger RNA from Arachis stenosperma, 333 nucleotides. RefSeq names its product extensin-like. Lineage: Eukaryota; Viridiplantae; Streptophyta; Magnoliopsida; Fabales; Fabaceae. The record is from RefSeq and is a predicted model, not a curated record. The transcript has a single exon. Bases 1 to 333 code for a protein of 110 amino acids.